CGCUGCGAGCAGGAUUCGAACCUGCGCGGGAAAACCCCAUUGGAUUUCAAGUCCAACGCCUUAACCACUCGGCCAUCGCAGCUCAUACAUUCUCCUUCGCAUAAAAUGAUUCUAAAAAGUCUAAGGUAACCGUGCUCAAUUAGCAACAUUUCUAAUUCCAUAGGGUCUGAAAAACGUCGCUUGAAGUUCAGUAUGAAAAGAGUAAUGAAGCCGUCCGGUAAACAUGGCAGACAUAUAUUGCUGCUUUUAGCAAGGUCUGAGGAAAUAGGAAAAACAAAGAUUAAGCUCGGGUGGUAUAUGAGUAAUUGUCAGGCCUAGUAGUAGUACGAAAAUAUGGAGACAAGUCUCAUUUCAGGGAAUUCGUCGCUUAAUAUAGGCUUCUAAUAUCAGGUUGGAAUAUCAAGAAACGUAGCUAUUUCAGUAAUAGAAAUAGUUUUAUGGGUAAAAAUUAGAAAUGCGGAUAAUUAAUAAGACGUCCAAAAAGAACGCACAUUUAUAAAAAUGGUUUAGAGGUUAAUUAUAAACAGAAAACUAUUGAAGACAAAAUGCUGGAAGCACGCUGGAAGAUAGUAGGAAUUAAACACACGGAAACUUCAUGGAUUCUACUUUGUGUCUCUUUUUAUGUUCCGUGAUAGUACUGUUCGAAGCAUUUCGCUCAUCUUUAAAAAUAGCUCGUUCAAUUGAAAACAAACCUAACUUAGGAACCGUAACUAUGCUGUUAAGUAUUGGCAAUAACAGCAGCCAAUCAAAGAGCGGAAACGCAAGUCUGAAGUCAUUUAGCAAAUGUAAAACGUAAAAUGUUGACUUAAGAUACCCUUUCUUUUUAUUUUGAGCUUGUCGAAUAAUCAAAUAAUAUUUUCAGUCUUCGGAAACACAACUCCACUCAAACUGAAUUACUAAAUUGAUUACCAAAGGGAGACUACUUUGAACUUAAACCAAAUUCUCUCAAGUAUUCUUAAAAGAAAUGUAUGGAGCUAAGUCUGGAGAAUUUGUAUGUGGAUCUUGGGGUUAAAGGGUUACAAAACUUCUCCGACUCCGACCCCCCACCUCACGGGGAGAGCAGCAUCUGAGCGAAACGAAGGAAAAACUUUUGUACGCAGACGUUAUGUGCUGUGCGCUAACUACAAUAUACGAUCUUCUGAAUUUGAUUCGUUUUACGUACAUCCAUUGCCAUGUUUCAUUUACUUUUUAUGUUUAAAAUAUAAGUGAGUAAAAAUGAUUACCGCUGCGAGCAGGAUUCGAACCUGCGCGGGGGAACCCCAUUGGAUUUCAAGUCCAACGCCUUAACCACUCGGCCAUCGCAGCACCUAUAAGUGAGUAAAAUGACUCUAAAUGAUUUAAGGUAACCUACCCUCACUUAGCAACGUUUCUAAUGUGCAUAGUGAGAAGAAAAUCUAUUUUGAAGUUAGGUACGAAACAAGAAAAUGCAAACAGGCAAACGCGUUUGUUGCUAUACUCUCAGAGAAAUAAAAAAGGAAGAUCAUAUUAAAAGUUGGAAAAUGCCAAAAGAAAUCUUUUAAUGUGAAUGGGGGAUGGGAAUUUAUAUAUAGUUUAUCAGGCCUAGAAGUAUAGCAGGAAAACGAAAAAAAAAUUAUUAGCUUCUUGAUCGACGAACGUCGAGUCACUGUAUGGCCAUGGGGACACACCCAUGUUGCGGUGGUCUUUGCUGUCUAUGAGCUCUCAUCAUCGUUAGGCUCGAUGACCUGCCGCUGUUAGGGAACUUUGAACCCACACACCUCCACGAAUCAGGUUGGAACCUCAAAACUGACAAAUGGCCUGAAAAUAAGAAAACAGAAUGAAAAAUAUAAAGGAAAUUCUUAUGGAAAAUAAGUAGUUACAUGAUAAUUAAACUUGCGCUGAACUCACGCAGGCAGUUUAAUAAUUGAGGCCUUCUUAAAUAUUCCAUGCUAUCAGCAAAAAGGAAAUUACGCUGCGAGCAGGAUUCGAACCUGCGCGGGGAUACCCCAUUGGAUUUCGAGUCCAACGCCUUAACCACUCGGCCAUCGCAGCGUCGGGUGAAGCUUUUCUGACUCUAAUCUUAACCGAUGCCUUCACUCAAGUGAAACCAGACUAGAAUUCGGCACUUGAUGUAUUAUCGGUCCACAAGCACGUUCGCUUUUAUCAUGAAAAUAGCCAAAAACGAUGAAAAUACGUAAUUGAUGGUUGAAAACCCUAAUUAAUAAUAAGCUAAUAAUAAGGUGCAGGCCAAGUUAAGGUGGCAGGGAAAUACGCGUGUAAUGGUUUCACCCAGCUAACCGGGUCGUAUAUGAGGGGAAAAUAACAAUGGACGUCGUUUACAGAUAAGGUGAUGAUGAUGAUGAACUUUAUUCAUGUGUCGAUGUAUUUAGCUGACGCUAAUUGGGGACACAACAUAAAGAUAAAAUAAAUAAUGAAUAAUAUGAUAAAUAAAAGAUAAGAAAUAAAAAAAGCUAUAGUGCUAGUAUAAUCCUAUAUAUAUUAUAUAUACCUUUACAGUAUGCUAGAAUAAUCAAAAAAAUUCUAGGAACACGGGCACAACUUAAGAGGUACAAAUUACGCACGCGGAUCAAUUGUUGCCAUUGUUUCUGAACUGUCUCGACCGUUGCAUUAUUGCCUCGCAAGUUUAAACCGGCCAUCACAAACACGAGAUGUUAAUGCUCAUCGAUUGGUCACAUAAUACAGAAUCACUUUGGUGGAAUAAAACUCAGUGGGACUUUGAAACUGGAAAGGAUAUUUUGAAUGAUGUAGUAUUUUUGAUUUUCUUGCCCCAAGGCCUUGUUUUCCUUUUGUCCCGUUUCUGAAGCCAGCAAAGUCCAAGCAAUGUUUCUUGUUACGUAAAAAAGUUCGAAAAAAAUAUAGCCGCUGCGAGCAGGAUUCGAACCUGCGCGGGGAGACCCCAUUGGAUUUCAAGUCCAACGCCUUAACCACUCGG
Porites lobata is the source of this 2911-nucleotide messenger RNA. NCBI's taxonomy places the organism in Eukaryota, Metazoa, Cnidaria, Anthozoa, Scleractinia, Poritidae. The record is from the annotation of a GenBank genome assembly.